Momordica charantia (bitter melon) is the source of this 1752-nucleotide messenger RNA. The record is from RefSeq and is a predicted model, not a curated record. Lineage: Eukaryota; Viridiplantae; Streptophyta; Magnoliopsida; Cucurbitales; Cucurbitaceae.
CUCUCUGCUUCCAAACUCUUCUUCUUCCCAUUCCUCCUCUUCUUUAUUUUUCUUCAUCUUUUUCUUCAUGAGUAAAGUGGGCGCCUUAAAACGUGUUCAAAGCCAGCAAUACUUUUCUUCGUUUUCUUCCUGUUCGUCUUCCUUCGUGAGUAAAGGUGUUAAACAUUUUCAAAGCCAGGUGAUUGACGUGUCUGCAGCAUGUCUAUAACGUGUCUGCCCCGUGUCCGAAAUAAAAAAUAUAAUAAAAAAAGAAGACAUGUUAUUUCGCGGGUCGGACACGUGUCCGGAGCAUGUCCGAACGUAUCUGUGUCCAACACAGACACUUUGUCAAAACUAAUUACAGGAAACCAUGUGUAUUGCAGCAUUUCUUUGGCAGUCUCAUCCGCUUUACUCCCUCAUUCUCCUGCACAACAGAGAUGAAUUACUCAACAGGCCUACGAGACCGGCGUCAUGGUGGGAGGAUGGUGAGAUAGCUGGAGGGAGAGACGAGGUUGCGGGUGGGACUUGGUUAGCUUGUUCAAGGAAAGGCAGGGUUUCAUUUGUUACUAAUGUGCUGGAGCUUCACACCCUUCCUGAGGCCAAAAGCCGUGGGAAUCUUCCCCUUCUUUUUCUGCAGAGCAGAAAGAGCCCAAAGGAAUUUGCAGAGGAGAUAAGGGCAGAAGCAUACCAGUAUAAUGGGUUUAACCUGGUAGUAGCUGACAUUUCUUCAAACACCAUGGUUUACAUCUCCAACAGAUCAGAAGGGGAUCGCAUUGUCAUCCAGGAGGUUCCUCCUGGUUUACAUGUGCUUUCCAAUGCAGAGCUUGAUUCCCCUUGGCAUAAGGCACAACGCCUGAGGCUAAAAUUUAACGAACAGCUUCAUAAAUGUGAUGGAGGUGAAAUACCUGUGAAAGAGAUGAUUGAGAGAUUAAUGAGGGACACAGUCAAAGCUGAUGAAAGCAAACUGCCCCACAUAUGCUCCCUUGACUGGGAGUUAGAUUUGAGCCCCAUCUUUGUCCAAAUUCAGACCUCACAGUUUUUCAACAUACGGGGAAGUUUCGGUACCAGGAGCACAACUGUCUUGACAAUAUCUGCAACGGGAAAUGUAAAAUUUUAUGAGACUUAUCUAGACAAUGAUACAUGGAAGGAAAAAACUCUGAGUUACCGCAUUGAACAAUGGAACUAGAUAGUACUGAUAACAGAAUAGAAGUCAGACUUGAAUAAGGAUUGCUGGUCAGUAGAUGUCAAAAUCAGCACAGACGAGCCAGGUUUUUUUUGGAAGAGAAACAGAUUUCAUUAAUGUAUUGAAAUAUACAAAGGCAAAUGGAGGUUACAAAAACCCUUCCAUUGGUUUAAUAUACCUUAUUAGUCCAGAAGAGGUUGUCUAGGUAAUAUGUAUGCUGAGGCAUAGAUCCAUGUGUAUUUAAAGAUGUACUAUUGAAAUCCAUGGAUGUAAUGUUGGCAUGUUGCCAAAAAAUGAUCAAUAAGAAGGCAGUAAGUAAAUUUUCCAUAUUGAAACAACACACAUGCACCCAGCCUCAGAGCCACCCAGAACAUCGUACGCAUGACAUUUUGUCCAUUGAAGCAAUCAGAAGCAUCAGUUUGAAUGUGGUAGAAAAGAGCGAACAAAGAGGUUAGCUCAUAGCUGGGAGGCUCAGAACACCAUGACAGAUCUAUUGUCGGUCCGCCAGUCUUGAUCAAAAUUCAUUUGCAAUGCUCUUGAAACAAGUCUCCUUCUAAUUAUAUAAUGAUAAGCGAAUGAUAAAAAAAAAA